Molecule: messenger RNA, 1980 nt
Organism: Linnemannia hyalina
Lineage: Eukaryota; Fungi; Mortierellomycota; Mortierellomycetes; Mortierellales; Mortierellaceae
Source: the annotation of a GenBank genome assembly
AUGGUCUCUUUUACCCUGAACAACCUAAUCCUUUCGGCAACUCUGGCUGCUGCAACUGUAGCCACACUCUCCUCAGCCGCCCCUGCCGUCCAUAUUCCUCGCGGCACAGCCUCGUCUGACCCCUGCGCUCGUCUCGGGGCCAAGAACGGCCGCAACAUCAAGUACAAGGACGUCGCCGACUGCUACCAAGCAAUCCCAAUUGACCGUAACCUCGCUGCCACAACGAUUAACACCGUCCACGAUCUUUUCAGGGACUACUAUGUCUUUACUGAUUCGGCCUUGACGCCGCGGGUUCCCGCCCCUUUUACCAGCGAGCCUGUCAAUAUUUUAAAGGCGCUGAAGACGAUUGGUGGGCGCAAGUAUACCAGCGACUACCAGUUCCAUACCGACGUCCGACAUGCUAUUGACACUCUGCGAGACGGACAUGCUUCCUACGAUGUUACGUGCUAUAACAACUAUAGUUUCGAACAGAACCUCAGUCUUUAUGCGCCUGUCGAGAACGGUGUUCAGGCACUUCGAGUGUACAGAGACAACGCCAACAGAGGCUACGAAGACUGCAUCGUCGACAAGAUCGACGGCAAGCCUGCCCUCGCCCACAUCCGCGCCUGGGCCACUCAGAGAGUCUCCUGCUCCCACGACGUCAGCGCCCGUCAGAACUGCGCACUUGCCCGGCAGGGCUACGAUGUCAAGAAGGCUGCCUUCCUGGAUGAGCCGGGCGAGUUCUCGUACCAGUCGUACCUUCCUGAGAAGGGGUAUGUUGAUUAUGAACUUCACUGCAGCAACAAGAAACCGUCCCAUCCAAUCCAUCUUCGGGAGGAAUGGCACGUGUAUCCUCAGUCAGAGAUCGCCUUUGAAGAUGUUGAGUCCUAUGUCGCCAAUGUCUGCUUGAAAGGAGAGGAGGAACCUGAAUCGAGUCCUCAAGGUCUCUCUCGCCCUCAUCGCAGGAACUUGGCUAUUCCCAACAAGAAACGUGGCCUCGAGGAGGAGGAAGCCCUUGCUGCUGCCGCUGGAAUGGCCCGCCGUCGUCAAGAGUUCGGUGAAGCUGAAAAACUUGUCUCUGGCAACGCGACCGUUUUUUACCACCUCAAGACUCAGCCUGAUACCGGCGUUAUGGUUGUCCAUACCUUCGAUGCUCAGGAUACAGAAGUCAACACCGUCCUCAGGGGCCUCACCGCUUUUAGCAACCGGAACGUCACCAAGAUCCUCGUCGAUUUCCAAGGCAAUGGCGGUGGGCUGAUCUCCUUGUCUUCGAACUUGGUCCAGAUGCUGUUCCCCAACAGGCGGCCACGCGAUGCUUCUUACGAAGCGGACCUGCGAGUCACCAAGUCUGUCCAGAGAGCGGCUGCUGCGGGAUUCAUGGCGGAAGAUGGAGGGUACAACAUCUACAACGCCAACGGGUACUACGACCUUAAAGCUGCAGGACCGGCACGUCAAUACGACAACACCAACUUAUUUACAAAGCCUGUCAACAUUAGUCGCAACGGACGUACCACUUUGUACACGCAAAAGACGGCCAUGUACUUUGACCCCCUGCCCAAGAAUAUCCUGAAUGCCGUCACCAAAUUCCCCUGGACUGGUCGCCGUGAGAACAUUCGCAUCUUGACCGACGGUCGCUGCGGAUCUGCCUGUGGCAUGGUCAGCUACUUCUGGACAACAACCCACGGAGUCGAGGCGUACUCGAUCGGUGGCGCCAAGGGCGAGGACCUUUCCAUGUUCUCCUUUGCCGGUGCCUCAGUCCUCACCCUGAAGGACAUCCACGAUACGUACAGCGGCCUGAACCUGACCAGUCCCUUGGGGGACCUGGCAUACAAAAACGAGGUGCGCUUCUCGUGGUUGGAGCUGUACGGCAAGAACAGGACAACUCCAUUGGAAUACGAUGCCAAGUUGUAUCGCUCCAAGCAUCGAUUGGACUAUACCAGUGCGAAUGCGCGCAGUCGUGAGGCGAUGUGGAAGGAGGUUGUUGCUGAUGCCUGGGAGUAG